Molecule: messenger RNA, 1195 nt
Organism: Culex pipiens pallens (northern house mosquito)
Lineage: Eukaryota; Metazoa; Arthropoda; Insecta; Diptera; Culicidae
Exons: 2
Coding region: 318-599 (93 amino acids)
Biological process (GO): maturation of SSU-rRNA from tricistronic rRNA transcript (SSU-rRNA, 5.8S rRNA, LSU-rRNA); ribosomal small subunit assembly; translation
Cellular component (GO): cytosolic small ribosomal subunit; ribosome
Molecular function (GO): structural constituent of ribosome; mRNA 5'-UTR binding; small ribosomal subunit rRNA binding
Source: RefSeq, a predicted model, not a curated record
AUUGACUUAGUUGUAAGCGGAUUAAGUGAUAUAAACGUAAUUUCAAUUAUCCAUUCGGUCAUGACAAAAAGUCUGUACAAAAUGACUUUUGAACGGUCACUUUGAUCAGAAAUAAUUUGACAACUGGUCUGUUUUGGUGCUUGAGAAAUGACCGACCGGUGGGAAUCGGCAUCUUUUCUGCGCCAGAUUUUUAGGAUUCCUGCCGUGUUUGCGGUUAAUAGUAACUAGUGAGUUAGGUGGUCGAUUCGGCAGUUCUUGCCGUUGGUAAUCGACAAGCCAAAAAUGGACACGGAAACCAACCAAUCGGUACACAACACAUGCUUAUGAAUAACCUGGCGGUCGAUCGUGACGAGGCCUACGCCGCUACUUUGGCCGCUCACGACGUCGCCGAAAAGUGCAAGUCGCUGGGAAUCACCGCGCUGCCCAUUAAGCUGCGUGCCACCGGCGGAAACCGCACCAAAACCCCGGGACCGGGUGCCCAGUCAGCGCUCCGUGCCCAGGCCCGUUCGCCCAUGAAGAUUGGCCGCAUCGAGGACGUGCCGCCGAUCCUGUCUGAUUCGACCCGUUUAGAGGGAGGUCGCCGCGGUCGUCGUCUGUAAAGAGUGGGAGUGCUCGGGCUGGUAUUUUUGCGUCGCGCUGUGCGAGUUUCCAAUUCCAAUUCGCUAGCAGAGUUCUUAAAAGAGGAACUGUAUCGUGGUGAUGAUACAGAGUGCAUUACGUAUCAUCAACGCGCUUUCGACCCAUAGGCCAUCGCUGUAUACUUCUUGUUGCCGCAGAGUAAUGACGGCGACGGCAACGGAGACAUUUAUAGAGGGUUGAUACAUAACUAAGAAAAGAACUUAAUUUUAAGUGUUUUUAAUGUAAUAAAUUCAUGCAAUAAAACUCAAUUUACAAACGGUCGUUUUGAAAACAUUUUUUUUUAAUUGUUUAAAACUCUUGAAUCAUUGAUCGAGAGCUACACCAUCACGAGGUGCACACAGACUAGGCCACUUCAGUGAACCCUGAAAACCAUACUCUCCCCUUUGAAACCUUCAGCCUCAUAUCGUGGAAACAUAACCUUCAGUGACUAUAAUUAUCAAAACCAUGUCAAAGGACGACUUGUAGAAAGCCAGUGGCGAACAGCGACCGUUGGACCUUUUCCCGCAAUAUGUGGAGAGAAGAUCACUACCGUACAUUUAGCACACACUAAUGCCUG